AUGGAACAUGUAUCAAUUAAAGAAGAAAAUAAUAAAACGGAGGAUCAUGAAGCAAUUAAAAAGGAAAUACUAGAAGAAAAUGUUACAACAAAACACGAAGUGGUUGAUUUAAAUGAAGGGUUUUCAAUAGAUAAAUAUCAAGAAAUUAAACUUGAACAUCAAUUAAAUACAGAAUUUAUAAAGGAUGAAAUAUCUGAUGAAAAUGAUUUAAAACAUCAAACAAUUCAACAUGAAGAAAAGAACAUUUCAUGUGACGUUAGUGAUAAAAAAUUUGCUGAUCAAUGUAGUUUAAUUGUGCAUAAAAAAAUUCAUAGUGAAGAAAAACCAUUUUCUUGUGAAGUUUGUGAUAAAUCAUAUACUCAGCGAAUCAGUUUAGAAGCACAUAAACGGACUCAUACUGGAGAAAAUCUUUUUUCUUGUGAAGUUUGUGAUAAAUCAUUUACUCAGCGAAUCAAUUUAGAAGCACAUCAACGGACCCAUUCUGGAGAAAAGCCUUUUUCUUGUGAAGUUUGCGAUAAAUCAUUUACUCAUCAAAACGGUUUAAAGUAUCAUAAACGGACUCAUACUGGAAUAAAACCUUUUCCUUGUGACGUUUGUGAUAAAUCAUUUGCUGAGCGAAUCAAUUUAGAAGCACAUAAACGGACACAUACUGGAGAAAAACCAUUUUCUUGUGAAAUUUGUAAUAAAUUAUUUACUCAUCGAAACAAUUUAAAAAGACAUGAACGCACUCAUACUGGAGAAAAACCUUUUACUUGUGAAGUCUGCGAUAAAUCAUUCACUCAUCAAAAUGGUUUAAAAAAUCAUAAACUGGCUCAUACUGGAGAAAAACCUUUUUCUUGUGAAGUUUGUGAUAAAUCAUUUACUCAGCGAGUCAAUUUAGAAGCACAUAAACGGACUCAUACUGGAGAAAAACCAUUUUCUUGUCAAGUUUGUGAUAAAUCAUUUACUCAUCGAAAGAAUUUAGAAAGGCAUAAACGAACUCAUACUGGAGAAAAACCAUUUUUCUGUCAAAUUUGUGAUAAAUCAUUUACUCGACAAGAGGGUUUAAAUGAUCAUCAACGGACUCAUACUGGAGAAAAACCGUUUUCCUGUGAAGUUUGUGAUAAAUCAUUUACUCAGCGAAUCAAUUUAGAAGCUCACAAACGGACUCAUACCGGAGACAAACCUUUUCCUUGUGAUUUUUGUGAUAAAUCAUUUACUCAGCGAAUCAAUUUAGAAGCACAUAAACGGACUCAUACUGGAGAAAAACCUUUUUCAUGUGACCUUUGUGAUAAAUCAUUUGCACGUCAAGAGAGUUUAGAUGGUCAUAAACGGACUCAUACUGGGGAAAAACCUUUCUCUUGUGAAGUUUGUGAUAAAUCAUUUACUCUUCGAACCAAUUUAGAAAGGCAUACACGGACUCAUACUGGAGAAAAACCUUUUAUCUGUCAAAUUUGUGAUAAAUCAUUUACUCGUCAAUAUGGUUUAGAUAUUCAUAAACGGACUCAUACUGAAGAAAAACCUUUUAUUUUAUGA
Chrysoperla carnea is the source of this 1515-nucleotide messenger RNA. Its product is annotated as gastrula zinc finger protein XlCGF26.1-like. NCBI's taxonomy places the organism in Eukaryota, Metazoa, Arthropoda, Insecta, Neuroptera, Chrysopidae. The coding region runs from base 1 to 1515 and encodes 504 amino acids. Gene Ontology annotation, biological process: regulation of transcription by RNA polymerase II. Gene Ontology annotation, molecular function: DNA-binding transcription factor activity; RNA polymerase II cis-regulatory region sequence-specific DNA binding. The transcript has a single exon. The record is from RefSeq and is a predicted model, not a curated record.